Microstroma glucosiphilum is the source of this 5778-nucleotide messenger RNA. RefSeq lists its product as hypothetical. Gene Ontology annotation, cellular component: actin filament; cytoplasm. The coding region runs from base 112 to 5778 and encodes 1888 amino acids. NCBI's taxonomy places the organism in Eukaryota, Fungi, Basidiomycota, Exobasidiomycetes, Microstromatales, Microstromataceae. Gene Ontology annotation, biological process: actin cytoskeleton organization; actin filament polymerization. Gene Ontology annotation, molecular function: microtubule binding; actin binding; small GTPase binding. The transcript has a single exon. The record is from RefSeq and is a predicted model, not a curated record.
CCACCAUCGAUCCUCUCCCACCGACCGCCAGACUGAGCCAGACUGACCAUUCGUCUUUUCCCAGCGAACACCAACCAUAGCCCACGACAGGGCCCACCCACGCCAGCAUACAUGGACGCAGCAGAUCAGCAAAGCGACUCACCACUUCUUCAACAGGAGCAACCAGACGGAAAGGCAAGUGGUUCCACUCUCAAAGCCGCACGUUCAUCAACGCCGGCCAGCAUCGCAGACGACGUCAAGGCAGCAACAGCCGAAGCAGGCGUCGCUUCCUCUGACGACGUCGAUACUACGCACAACCGGCGUGAUCGCAAAGACGCGUCGGCGUCUUCAACCACUGCUCGUCUCAGCCGCAUCUUCGAAGGCUGGACACUGCCUUCAGUCAUUCCCGCCACCAGCCCCACAACUACCCCAAGUGCACCACCUCCCGUCUCGGAGAAGUCAUCCAAGAGACUCUCAGUCAGCGAACCUCUCGAACUUGAUGCCCAUAGCCUAACAGACUACCAGCGGUCUCUAAGCAGAGCUCGCACAAGCAACGCCGACAGCCCGGCCGACUUUCAGGCCAAGAGCAGCCAAGAUGAUCUCGACAGACGCUUCGAAAUCCUCAUGGACGAUUUGGGAAUGAAGGGCACCAGUCGUGAUGCUAUGCUCAAACUUCCUGAAGAUCGCAAGUACUUCCUCGUGGCUCAGAAUGAAGCUGCAAAAAUCUCGACUUCGCAAGGCUCGGCUUCUCAAGCGAAGGACGUACACAUGACUACUACACACACCGACGAGGACAGUACCAGCUUGAUGGGCUCCGUCGGUCGAGCGCUGCAGAUCGGAUGGACCAACCGCUUCAGCGUCGCGAGCUGGCGUGGUGAAGUCAUGGAUGCAGAUUCAUCUCCAUCUGUGAGCAAUGCUGGACGUACGCUUCCGAGCAGGAAGGCGUCUGCAUCUUCGAUUUACGGCGAGUCACAUCCCCGCCACGUUGCGCACGGCGUUGUGCCUCAGAUGACCGGAUCCAGCGUCGCAAGCAAUUCCACCACCACUAGCCUUUGGUCCGGAUGGUGGGGAUCGGAAGGCUGGUCUGCUGACGGAGUCACUCUGACAGAGGAAGGGACUCCACUAGACAAAGGAAGUCCUCAGUAUUACGCCGUCAUGCUUCGCCGGUAUGUUCUUCAGUCUGCAUCCCGCAAGAACCUCGUCAAACACCUAAUAGCUCUACGAGUCACUCUUGCUUCGGCGAAAGUCUCCUGGAUAAGCAGCUUUGUCGAGGAGUCAGACGGUAUUGAUGCUCUCGAUCAAUUGCUUGCCAGGGAAACGGAGAAUCUUCUUCUGUCACAAGGUCGCAGUGCAGAUACCCAUUCCCCAGCAGCAGCUAUUCCGGGAAGUUGGAGAGGAUAUCAGCCAAGGUAUGAGCUGGGAGAUGCAGUCAUCGGAGAGUCGAUCAAGUGCCUACGAGGUGUCAUGAACACCGAGUUGGGUUUCGACUGUGUCCUCGCUCGACCAUCCCUCGUUGUCUCUCUUGCCUACUCGCUUCGUACAGACUCUCUCAAGCUGCGAUCUCAAGUCGCCGAUGUCUUGGCGGCCUUAUGCGUACUGAGUCUUGAAGACGGCCACCACUCUGUCCUUGCCGCGCUUUCGGAGCUUCGCAUUGCAACAGGCGAUCGGUACCGCUUCGACUUCCUGGUCGAUAGUCUACGACCGGUAGCGCAGACAACGGCCGACCCGGACAGCAUGUCAGUGUCCAGCUUCGAUGCAGAGGCCGACGAAGAAGGAGCACAGAGCCCUACGCUGGAGCCACAAGACGGAGAAGAAGCUGCACUAUGGGAGUACCGUAUCAGCGCAAUGGUCCUCGUCAAUGCAAUUGCCAACUGCCCAGAAGAGCUCGAGGAUCGAAUAGCACUCCGAGCUGAGUUCAGUCGCCGAGGUCUCAAUGAGGCGAUUGCCGGUCUGCGCUACCUAGAUCCUCCAGACGCUCUGCUCACGCAAUUGCAAAUUUACGCAGAGGAGAAGCAGGAGGAUCUUGAUGCCCUAGACGACGAGGGUGGGAACGGCAGCCAAGAUGGAGAAAACAUUGCCACCAGGCUCGGAGACAUCGGUACGCUUCUUCUCGAUGUCAUGGCCGAGCAUCCGGGUUUGUACCCGCAAAUGGAGUCGAUGAUCGAGCGCCUCGCUCACGUGAUGGGGAGAGACAUUGACUAUCAGCUGAAAAGUGACAUUCUGUACACUGUAGAGAAGCACCUUGAGCACUUUGCUGAUCUCACCAACUUUGAUGAUGAUUGGACAGGGUCGAUGGAAGCGUUCCUUUCCAGUAUUGAGCAUCUCGUAGGACGUCAAGCUGUCUUCAAGGGCGCUAGCGCCGCUUUGAAUGUUCCAGAGGACUCUGUGCAGCAACUGCAAUUGUUGAAAGAUCAGGUCAAGGCUCUGGACGACGAGCGGGCCAAGCUCAAAGAGGAGCUUCGCGCACAGGUCGACCAAGCCAAGUCGUCAGGAGAGCGAAGGGAUAGCUUCGGCAGCGUCUCUUCCUGCGCUUCAAGCACGCAGAUCGGCUCCGACAACGAUUCUUUCUCGAGCGUGAUCCAGCGUUUGGUUCAGAAGGAGAAGCAGGUCCUCAAGCUGCAAGCUGAGCUCGACAAUGCGACCAGAGGGGGCGUCUUCAAGGAAGGAGAGGAUCAGCGCACCAAGAUAGAGAAGCAAGAUCGCGGUCGCCAGUGGCCGAACUUGAUGGAGGAAAUUGCCCGCAACAAGACGCAGAUCAAGGAGUUGAAGAGCCAGCUGGAGCAGAGUCGCGGCGAGGUCGUUGGCUUCAAAAGAGCUGUCGAGACGGUCUUCAGCCGGCUUGAGGACGGCUCGACGCCUGUCAAUCUCCUACCUCUCGGGUUGCCGGAGCCUACCGUCGAUGUGAACAAUGUCGCAGGAGACAACCAAGAUGCGAAUGGUCUCACAACCGAGGCGAUGGUGCGACAAUCCCUAGAAGCUAUAGCGAAGAAGGACGACGAAGUCUCCUGCCUACGAACGGAAAUUGCCAAAUUGCAGACCCGAGCGCUCGAAGCCGCGGAGCAGCAGAGCAGACAGGAAGAUGAAGAGAAGCAGCGAUUACUGCUGGAGGUGAAGACGGCGCAAGAAGAGCGGGGGAGGCUCAUGAGAGAGAUGGAGGAGCUGCGAGAGCUUGUGUUGCAGCUGCAGGCUACAGCUGCCUCGCAUGGAACACAGUCAGGGUUGCUUUUUGCCGUUGGCAAGAUGGAUGAAGUGGCCAUCUCUGCCGGUGCGGGAGGACCAACGCCGCCGCCGCCGCCGCCGCCACCACCACCACCACCGCCGCCAUCACUACCAGCAGCAGCAGCGCCUCCCAAGCCCUCUUCGGCCCCACUGCUCGUUACAAAGCCCUCUCCUCCUGCUCCUCCUGCUCCUCCACCGCCGCCGCCGCCGCCGCCGCCGCCGCCUUCGCUCAUGGCGCCUAUCAAUGGAAGGAUAUCUUCGGGCGGGCCACCGCCACCACCACCCCCUCCGCCGCCUGCUCCCUCUGCCCCUUUCACCUCCUCUGUCGUGGAUCCUCCACCGCCUCCUCCACCUCCGCCUCCGCCUCCAGGUCUCAAGAAUAUCCCACCUGCUGCUGGAGGGCUGCCGCCGCCUCCGCCACCACCUCCACCCUUGGCCCCAGCCACCGGUCACCCUCGCGUCCGCCCGACAGGGCAGCCAGCAGCUUUGCCAGCAGUCAUUGUGUCGCACGUUCCUCCCAAAAAGCGUAGGGCCUUAUUCUGGAACAAAGUCACUCCACAAUCCCACGAAGCAAAUGUAUGGUCCAAGCUUCCAGCUGCACCUGUUAUCAAGAUCGCAGUCGAUGAGUUGGACGAGCUCUUUGCGAUGACGGACGUGAAGCCGAAAGACAACGCCAGCGCUGCUACUGCCGCUAAUGGGAAGACAGCUAAAGCCAAGAAGGUGACAACUCUGCUCAGCUUUGCACGUGCGCAGAACAUCUCCAUUGUGCUAGCAAGGGUCAGGAUGCCCUUACCGCAGAUACGUGCUGCUCUACUGCAAGUUGAGGAUGAGGACGAGAGCGAAGAUGGUGGAGUCAAGCUGACGACGGACAACCUGCGGGCUCUCAAGCAAUGUCUGCCGACUGCAGAAGAGGCCGAGCUCUUCCGAGAGUACACUGGUGACGUCUCUCAGCUUUCAAAGGCUGAUCAAUUCUUCAAGGAGAUGCUGGGCGUUCCACGAGUCCAGCAGCGAUUGAAUUGUGUGCUCUACAUGCGUACAUUCGAGCUGGAUAUUGAAGAGCUCAAGCCCGAUCUCAAGACUCUCAAGGAAGCCAGCAGAGAGCUGAAGCGUUGCGAGAAGCUACGCAAUAUCCUCCAGACCGUCUUGACCAUCGGAAAUAUUCUCAAUGCGAGCACAUUCAGAGGUGCGGCUACUGGCUUUCAGCUCGGGGAUUUGCUCAAGCUUAAGGAUACCAAGCCUGCCCAAUCUUCUCCUGGCACCCCAUCGCUGCUGCAUUUCUUGGUGAGGGUACUGAAUAAGGCCGACAAGUCCCUGGUGGGCUUCCUGGACGAGUGCUCUCACGUUGAGGCAGCCGCUCGUCUCUCCACCCCAACCAUCUCCGGCACGGUCCAAACGCUCAUGACCGGCUUCCAAUCCCUCACGCAAGAGUCCGAGAUCAUCCGAAAGGCUCGCAUCACCACCAGUCAGGACACCUUUCUCCAGACAAUGGAGAACUUCACCUCCAAGAAUGACAUUCAGAUUCAAGGUCUCCAAAAGGCCAGCGAAAGCGUCUCGAAAAGUAUCACUGCCAUUGUCUCCUUUUACGGCGAAGAUCCGAGCGCGGUCAAGCCCGAAGAAUUCUUUGGUCUCGUCUCGGAAUUUGGACAGAUGCUCAUGAGGGCUGAAGUGGACGUGUUGACGUACGAUAAGAAGAUGGCAGCGGAGCAGAAGCGGAAAGAUGCCACUGCUGUUGCCGCUGCUAUGGCCAAGACGAAGAGCCCUACAGGCGCAUCUGUCGCCAAGAAGACGUCUUCUACCGUAAAAUGGUCAGCACAACCGCCCAGCCGUGGGUCCAAGAUACAGAAGACACCCUUGGGCGAGCGCUCCUCUUCAAAGAUCGACAAGGACCUCACCCCUACCGAGUCCCGUCUGCCGUCACUCAAGAGCCAAAAGGCCUCCACUCCAGGAAUUGGAACAGGAACAGGCAGCACCAUGACCGGCUCGCGCUUCCGAUCCUGGGGCGCAUCAGCCCUCGCCACUCUCGCCUCUUCCGGGGAGGAAGAGGAAGGGAUUGUUCGCUCCCCCGACCUCCCCUCUGGAUCUGCAUCUCGAGCUGGAGCUGGAGCUGGACGUACCCCUAUGCAAGACGCCACUCCCUCUUCUUUCCGCCGCACUCUGGGUAGGAGAAGAGGAGGGUUCGAUGAGGCAAUCAAGGAGCUGCGCAGUGGUCUUCCCUCUUCCGCCAUCGCGAGCAGCGGCGGCGGCGGCGGCGGCGGCGGUGGGGGGCUGGGAGGUCUGGGAGGGAUGAGCUUGGGAUCUGGCAGUCGACUUGGCGUUAGCUCUCGAAUUGCUCGUGGUGGUGGGGGACUCGGUGCUCUCUUCAGUGAUGAGGGAACAGCCAGCGGCGGUGGCGGCGGUGGGAGCGGCGGUGGAUAUGGCCAUGGCCAUGUUCGAGAUAGCAGCACAGAGACUGUCAUGCAGGGCAGUAUCAGUGGUCGCAAGAGUCUGAGGAUCAAAGAGGGCGGGGCGACUGGAAAUGGGAGUGGGAGUAGCUUCUAUCAGAAGCCAUUAAGUCGGAUCUUUCUUACUGGUGGAGAUUGA